CAUUGGCUGGGAGGGAAAUGCGUCUCAGGCGUUCAUGGUGGGAUGGGUAUGCGUUGCGGUCUUUAUUUGGUCUAUUGAGGGAGUGAGGGUUCAGCACUCCGGGCUCUAUCUCGUGCGGAUAUACGUCUCGCCGCAACGCGGAUAAUGGGGCUCUAUAGAGAACGAGGGGCUCAUCGGCGGAAAUGCACGCCGACUAACCAGGGGAGACCUUAUUGCUCCACCGUAUUAUUUUUUGACCUGCCUUGGGUAUCAUCCCUCCUUUUCUUCCCCUUAGAUGGUCUUAUGAAGCUGCAUAUCGUUAACAUAUUGCUUCCCACGUCUCUUAGAUGCUUUCCCGUCCUCUGCACCAGCAUAUCUAUCUGAAGCCGAGAAUCGCCACCCUCUUCCUCGGUAAGUUU
This is a messenger RNA of Westerdykella ornata, 398 nucleotides long. RefSeq lists its product as uncharacterized. Lineage: Eukaryota; Fungi; Ascomycota; Dothideomycetes; Pleosporales; Sporormiaceae. The transcript has a single exon. The record is from RefSeq and is a predicted model, not a curated record. The coding region runs from base 145 to 363 and encodes 72 amino acids.